Messenger RNA from Clonostachys solani, 1329 nucleotides. NCBI's taxonomy places the organism in Eukaryota, Fungi, Ascomycota, Sordariomycetes, Hypocreales, Bionectriaceae. The record is from the annotation of a GenBank genome assembly.
AUGAAGAAGUCAAAGGUUUUGACCGUUGUCAUAAAGCUUGGCACAAGCUCAAUUGUCGAUGAAAAGACUCAUGAGCCCCUUCUACCCAUCCUGACUUUGAUUGUGGACACGGCGGUCAAGCUCCGGAAGCAUGGCCAUCGGGUCAUCAUUGUCUCCUCGGGCGCCAUCGGCGUUGGCCUGAGGAGGAUGGAUGUUGAGAAAAAACCGAAGCAUCUUGCAAAGUUACAGGCCCUCGCAGCAAUUGGCCAGUGCAGACUCAUGAGCCUUUGGGAUGGCCUCUUCCAGCACCUGGCCCAGCCCAUUGCUCAAAUUCUCCUCACGAAAAAUGACAUUGCCGACAGGACGAGGUACCUGAACGCGCAAAACACAGUCAACGAAUUACUCGACCAAGGGGUGAUUCCCAUUGUCAAUGAGAAUGAUACGUUGGCUGUUUCCGAAAUCAAAUUCGGCGACAAUGACACCCUGUCGGCAAUUACUGCCGCCAUGAUUCACGCCGACUUACUAUUCCUCAUGACCGAUGUGGAUUGUUUGUAUGACAAGAACCCACGCACGCACCCUGACGCUCGCCCAAUUGAGGUCGUCGAAGACAUUUCGGAGAUUCAAGCCGACGUGUCAAGCGCCGGCUCCUCGCUUGGAACUGGUGGGAUGAGCACAAAAAUCAUCGCUGCUAGGCUUGGAACGUCUGCAGGGGUCACAGUUAUCAUUACACGAUCCUCGAACCCCGGCAAUAUCCUAAACAUUGUCAAUUACCUCCAAAUCUCGUCUGGCCCAAGCACCCCUGACGAUCACAGCGCCCUGUCGCUUGUGUCGUCUUCAACCUCCCUGAACCUGAUGGCCCAAUCUCAGGUUAUAAAUCCAGAUGUCCCGCCCCUCCAUACACGAUUCCUUCCUUCGAGCGAUCCUAUUCGGGAUCGUUACUUCUGGCUCCUUCACACGGUCAAUCCUCACGGGACGAUCUACAUCGACCAAGGGGCGCACCGGGCACUGCUUGGCAAGGCCGGGCUACUCCCCGUGGGUAUCGUUGACGUUGAAGGAAACUUUGCCCAGCAUGAUGCCGUGCGGCUCGUUGUUGUCAAUAGGCUACGAGAGCCCGGGCCAGAUGGCAGACUGCGUGGUGACUACGCUGAAGAGGUCGGCCGAGCACUUGUGAACUACGCCGCGGCUGAGAUCACUCAGGUUAUGGGUCACCAGAGCGUGGAGAUUGAGAAAAUCCUAGGGUACGCGGAUAGCGACUACGUCGCCAACCGCUCCCACAUUGUGUUUUACAGAAGCGAAAGUCGGCCACCAACUCCCAAGCCCUCUGAUAAAGUCAAUGGCAGUGCGGCAUGA